Molecule: messenger RNA, 1329 nt
Organism: Colletotrichum chrysophilum
Lineage: Eukaryota; Fungi; Ascomycota; Sordariomycetes; Glomerellales; Glomerellaceae
Exons: 2
Coding region: 1-1329 (442 amino acids)
Cellular component (GO): intracellular anatomical structure
Molecular function (GO): FMN binding; NADPH dehydrogenase activity; NADP binding
Source: RefSeq, a predicted model, not a curated record
AUGUCUGCAUUCCUCACCCAUCGCAUCACUCAAUCUCAACCCGGCGUAACAGCCGAAGAGGGACGCUUCAACGAGGCUGCCGACAAUUGCUCGUUCUUCUCUCCCAAGCAAGACCCUCGCCCAGGCAGUGCUGUUGACCCCCAGCCUUCCGGAGAGCCUAUUCCCAAGCUUUUCACCCCCUUGAAAAUUCGAGGUGCCACCCUCCAGAAUCGCAUAUGGGUCAGUCCCAUGUGCCAGUACAGUGCUCAUGAGGGCUUCCACACCCCUUGGCACAUUACUCACUACGGAGGUAUGGCCCAGCGCGGACCUGGCCUCAUGAUGGUCGAAGCUACAGCCGUGCAGGCCAACGGCCGCAUCACACCGGAAGACUCUGGCAUCUGGCUCGACGCCCAUGUUGAGACUCUGAAGAAACACGUCGAGUUCGCUCACAGCCAAAACCAGCUCAUCGCCAUUCAAUUGGCGCACGCCGGGAGGAAAGCAUCAACUCUUGCUCCCUGGUUGGGCUUCGAGACACUUGCUGGUCAAGAAGCUGGAGGCUGGCCUCAAGAUGUGGUCGGCCCGAGUGAUCUUGCCUGGUCCGACAAGCAUUCCACUCCCCGGGAGAUGACUAUGGCCGAGAUAGACCAACUGAAGCAAGAUUUUGUCAAGGGUGCCUACCGCUCUCUUCAUGCCGGCUUCGAUGUGAUUGAGCUUCAUUUUGCGCAUGGCUAUCUCAUCUCCAGCUUCCUCUCUCCAGCGAGCAACAAGCGCACAGAUCAAUACGGCGGUUCGUUUGAGAACCGCACUCGUCUCGCCGUCGAGCUCGUCGAUGCUGUUCGCGAGGUCAUUCCCGAGGACAUGCCACUCUUUGUUCGAAUCAGUGCAACCGACUGGCUUGAUACCAACCCCGAGUGGGACGGCCCAAGCUGGACCGUCGACGAGAGUGUGAAGCUGGCUCAAAUUCUGGCGGAUCACGGGGUAGAUGUGCUCGAUGUGUCCACUGGCGGCAAUCAUUCUCAACAGAAGAUUGUUGCCAGCGCUGGCUUCCAAGCACCCAUGACCAAGAAGAUCAAAGCGGCUGUUGGAGAUAAGAUGCUUGUUAGCGCUGUAGGUAUUGUCAAGGACGGAAACCUCGCCGAGAAGCUGAUAACGGGUUCUGAUGAGGAAGGGGACACUCCGUUGGACUUGAUUGCUGCCGGUCGAGGUUUCCAAAAGAACCCAGGUCUUGUGUGGCAAUGGGCUGAUGACUUGGGUGUUGACAUCCAUGUUGCAAAGCAGAUUGGAUGGGGUUUCAAGGGAAGAGUCAAGAAAGUGCCGAAGAAGCCUGAGAUGCUCCCGUAUGAGGACUAA